Molecule: messenger RNA, 4177 nt
Organism: Syngnathus acus (greater pipefish)
Lineage: Eukaryota; Metazoa; Chordata; Actinopteri; Syngnathiformes; Syngnathidae
Gene: nfrkb
Product: nuclear factor related to kappaB binding protein
Exons: 26
Coding region: 145-3942 (1265 amino acids)
Cellular component (GO): Ino80 complex
Molecular function (GO): protease binding
Source: RefSeq, a predicted model, not a curated record
CGUCUCUUCGCCGCUAGAGGGACACAGUGAGCCGAGCGUGCCAUUCGACGACGUCAUUUCUGUACCAGAAGAAGACCGUCCCCGUCUGCGAUAUCAAAACAUAGGGUGAGCUAAGUCCCAGUGAGGGGGCAGCGGAGGAGCAGGAUGGAUGUCCUGACUCACAUACUUACAGACCCCCUCGAGCCCAAAGAGGAAGAGGGUGGACAGAUCACUGAGGAGUGCAUGCUAGGAGACUGCAGGGUCAGCCUGCCCGAGGAACUACUUGAAGAUCCCGAAAUCUUCUUCUCUGUGAUGAGUGAAAGCACAUGGACUGAAGUGCUCUCCGAUUCCCAGCGGCAACACCUCUGUCAGUUUUUGCCACAAUUCCCCGAUAAUAACAAAGCAGAGCAGGGCAACGUCGUCGAUGACCUGUUCAACAACAGAAAUUUUCAUUUUGGAAAUCCUCUUCAUCUUGCACAAAAAUUAUUCAGAGAUGGUUACUUCAACCCUGAAGUUGUCAAGUACAGGCAGUUGUGUGCCAAGUCUCAGCAAAGACGACAGUUGUACUCACUUCAGCAAUAUUACCACAGGCUGCUGAAACAAAUCCUCGUCUCCCGAAAGGAGUUAUUAGAUUUUGCCGUUCACAAUGGUCUGGACUUUCCACCUAAGAGAAAGGUACAGACGAGGAGUCACGCAGAAAUACGAGAACAAAAGGUUAGAAGAAGACUGAGACGCAUUUUAAAGGAGGUGAAAACUGAAUGUGGAGACAGUAAUGCUUCAUCUGAUGAUGACGAUCUAACGUUGUGGACACCAGCACCACAGUCACCGUCCUCGCCGUCACCCACCGUCUCCCUCAGAGUUGUGCCCAGCCUCUCUACCCAAGAUAUGAAGACCACUGAAAAAACCCAACUUGGAGAGCAGGACUUGAAAGCCAUGUUACAAAACCAUCGGGAGAAGAGGAAGCGACAACCAGAUCAUCCAGACUUGAUGACCUCUGACAUCCACCUCAGUGACAUACUCUCCAGGGCAAAUAUUGGUCGCAAAUCAACCUUACCGCUUUUUGAGCUGUCUCUGCCGAAGAAAAAAAUCAAAGAAGAGAGAAAGAAGAAGAAAAUGAGAACGGUCAAAGUGGAAUCGGAGGAUCCCUGUGAUGCUCUUACUUCAGACGUCCCAGCUGCCCCUCUGGCGAACAUCAUUAACUCCAUGCCAGACACGCCGUUGACCCCGCUGGCCAACAUUAAGGAGGAAAUCCUGGAGGAGCCUCCGUGCAGCCCGGUGGUCGUGGAAGAACUAGCCGUCAGCUUCUUCAGCCUGUUGGAGAGCAUCUUGAGGACGGAGCACCUGGCCAGCACUUCAGUGCUGGAGGAGAAAGUCCAAAUGUGGCAGAUGUCUCCUGCGAGCUCACUCAACGCCUGGUUUUCAUCUGCUUCCUGCUGGUCUGAUUUGGUCCUCCACGCCUUGCAGUUUCUCGCUGGAGAGAGUAAAGAAGGUGUCAUGGCGCUCCCCAGCGGCUUCCUGCCAUUUGUGGAAUCCGUCGAUGAAACACAGCAGUGGAAGUGGAUCGGCCCCAUUCAGGAUGCAGAAAAGGACUUAAUUGCACUUUGUCAACUGUGGUUGGACUCUAAAGAUUUUGUGGUUAAGACUGAAAGUGAAGAGCUAUCGGAGUUAACACCCCCCAUGCCACGAGUUUCGACUGAUUACGUGGUGAGACCCAGCACGGGAGAUGAGAGACAACUCUUCCAAAUUCAGGAACAGCAGAGAUACAGCCAACCCCACAAAGCUUUCACGUUCCGCAUGCAUGGUUUUGAAUCGGUUGUGGGGCCCGUCAAGGGAGUGUUUGAUAAGGAAAUGUCUCUCAAUAAAGCUCGGGAGCAUACGCUGUUGCGCUCCAAUCGCCCGCCUUAUGUCACCAUCCUCUCUCUGGUUCGUGACGCAGCAGCCAGGCUUCCUAAUGGAGAGGGAACUCGGGCAGAAAUCUGCGAACUUCUCAAGGACUCGCAGUUUCUUGCCCCUGACGUCACAAGUGCACAGGUGAACACAGUUGUCAGCGGUGCUCUGGAUAGAUUGCACUAUGAGAAGGACCCCUGUGUGAAGUACGACAUUGGUCGCAAACUGUGGAUUUACCUGCACCGCAACCGCAGUCAAGAAGAGUUUGAGAGGAUCCACCAGGCUCAAGCGGCUGCCGCAAAAGCAAGAAAAGCACUGCAGCAGAAGCCAAAACCUGCGUCCAAGCCUAAAUCAGGCAGUAAAGAAGCAGGAGGUAAAACAACGGGAUCUUUGGAAGCAGGACAGGAUAUAGGUCCCAUGUCGCCGCCAGGGUCUACUCCAACCCAAAACACUCCUGGCACCCCAAAGUCACCCUUGCCCUGCACGGUCACGACACCAACUAAGACCACAGUCUCGGAUGCAAUCAAAUCCAACCCAGGCGUUCUUCUGGUGUCUCCCCCUUCCUUGCCUCAGCUGGGCUCAAUCUUACCCGCCAGUCAGGCCAGCCCAGUCACAUCUCAGUCUCUUCCUUCCCAACACGCGGCCCGAAUAGUGAGCCACCUGCAGGCAGGCUCACUCCCUCAGGUUCGGGUCGUCUCCACUCAGCCCGGACUGGGUUCUCUGUCAGGAAGUCAGCAAGCCGCUUUGGUUCAUCAGAACCCUCAUCAGAUCAGGAUGCCAGUGUCUGUGGCAACCAAGGGCAUCUCACAGGCAGUUGUGUCUGUGCCUUUGAGGAGCCAGUCUGCUAGUCCUGUUCAGGUGCCCAACACUUUGACGGUUUCCACGGCAACGGUGGCCAAAACGCUGACCGUGUCACCUGGCACCCCAGCCAACAUCCCCGCAUCGUCGUCGACUGUGCUGCAAGGAGUCGCAAGCCAAACCAUCAAACAAGUGUCCAUCACAGGCCAGUUAGGUGCGAAAGCCUCAGGAGCAGCCGGAAUUCCACUUACCGCCACAAACAUCCGCAUCCAGGGUAAAGAUGUCUUGCGCCUUCCGCCCUCCUCCAUCACCACGGACGCCAAAGGCCAGACUGUACUGCGGAUCACGCCGGACAUGAUGGCCACGCUCACCAAAUCACCCGUGGCGACAGUCAAACUCACUCCCGACUUCCUGGGCACGACCGCCGGCGGCUGUAGCAAGAGCAUAUCGGCCACGCUCCACGUCACGCCCCCGCAUACGUCUGUAUCCGCCUCUGCGUCCUGCACAGGGGAAGUAUCUGCCGCCAAAACGGCGCCUAUCUCUUCCACCCUGCUGAAAGCCGCGGGCGACACAGCCAUACGCCUGAUGCCCACUUUAGGCGUUACCGUGGCCGACCAGAAAUCUCGCACCUUCUCCACCGUCAGCUCUCCGGACAAGAGCGGCACCACCAUCCGGAUCAUGCCGGGCCUCGGGGUGAUCCCGCAGAAACAAGUUCAGACCAUCACCAUGACAACCGCCGGCUGCAGCAAGCCCCUGACGGUAUCCGCCGGCGGUAAUGUCAUGGCUGGCGCCAAGAGCAUCACGGUGGCCUCGGGAGCCUCGACUUCUCUGAAGCUGGGUGCAAACACAGCAACCAUGCGCCAGGUGCCUGCUCCUGUUGUCAACACACAGACGGGCAAGUUACCUGCCCGUAUCACAGUUCCUUUAUCAGUCCUCAACCAACCACUGAAAAGUAAAAGUGUGGUGACGACACCAAUUGUGAAGGGGAGUCUCAACACUAAUAUCAGCAGCUUGGGUAGGAACAUCAUCCUGACCACCAUGCCUGCAGGCACCAAGCUGAUUGCUGGGAACAAACCGGUCAGCUUCGUCACAGCGCAACAGUUCCAGCAGCUCCAGCAGCAAGGACAGGCCACACAGGUGCGAAUCCAGACAGUCCAGGCACAGCAGCUCCAGCAGCACAUGGCGGCAGCUUCCGCCAAAUCCGUCUCCACGGUCGUUGUCACCACUGCGCCUUCACCGAAAUGUCCACCCGAUCUCCCGCCUGCGCCUCCUCAGUGAUCUGUACUUGCCAUCUUGCGUCCUGUUUUUUUUUUGUGUGUUUUUGUAAUAUUGGCUAUCAGUGUGUAAUCUUUUCUGUGUAACUGGCAAGCACGUUCAUUGUUCUCCGUUGGACAAUGUUAUUUUUCUUUUUAAAUAACCUUAACUACAUUUCAUCCAUUUCAUUCCCUUUAAUGAUAAAUCUGAGAUGUUAAAUUACAAGUACUUACAAAAUUGAUUAAAUCUCAUAACUUUC